UCUUCCUUAAAUGUUCAGUUUAGGUGUAAGUUGUACCGACACCUGAAGCCCCUUUCAUCAUGCAAGAGCUGGCGGUGCCGCAAAAGAGCCUAAUUAGGCACACCUACGCAGUGACCAUCGCUAUGCUGGUAAUUGGCCAGAUUCAGGUGGCGGUAUUCAUGCAGAUCAAGUCCCUGAAGGAUUUCCUGGCGAGGCGCUACUUCCUCAGCCUAAUCCAGUUCUUCGUCAGCUUCCUGUCCAUCCAGCUGUACGUCUUCUUCUUUCACAUCAUUUCGGGCAAGUCGAUGUGGGUACGGGUCGUGGUUGGCAUGUGGACGUAUCAGGUGAACACGAUUUCCAUCAUGAAGCCGGCCAUGAAAGCGCCUUACUUAACCCUCGCCGUGUCCUUUGUCUUUACUUAUUGGAUGAUGUUUAUCAGUGCGAUUUAUGGUUACAAUGCGAGGCAUCACAAGCGGGGUCUCUUUGUUUCCCGACACAACGUGAUCCUGUGGAGCGAGCGUAUAUUUGUGGUUACCUGUUUUGGGAUCAUCGUCUGCGAUGAGAUGGCGAACGUGACCAUCGAGUUUCUCACCCUGCUCGUCUAUACGCUCAUGUCGAAUGUGUUUGUCGUCAUCUUUGCCGCCUCCCUGCGAAGACCGAACUUUUAUCACCCACACGACCUGGGCGACUUCAUAUUGAUCGGUCAACUGUACUAUCUGAACUACUUUGCUCUGUACAUGAGCAUUGUGUGGACAUUAGACGUGUUGCUGGACAUCAUGGAGUGGGACACCAGCUUCUUCCAGUUCUUCAAUUCCACUACUAAGGCUCCGACAACUACCCAUAUACUGAUAUAGGAUCGAUGGCAGUUUGCUGCUUGUUUUAUUUUUUAAAGUGCAAGUGAUCAGCGAAAAUUAAAAAAUAAUUAUGUUCAAGAA
Molecule: messenger RNA, 914 nt
Organism: Drosophila kikkawai
Lineage: Eukaryota; Metazoa; Arthropoda; Insecta; Diptera; Drosophilidae
Source: RefSeq, a predicted model, not a curated record